CAGCCCCAAUUUAUACUAAGCUCCGUCAGCUCCUUUUCCUUUCUCUCAAUUAUAUGUCUUCUUCUUAAACAAAACCUUCUCAACGUAAAUUCCCAAUUUGGAGAACACAGUAGCGGUGGUUCCUUCUCACUCCGCUCCUUUCGGCGAAAUCGUCUCCCCCUUGCGUCGCCAGUGUGCUGCCGGCUUCGCCUCCUAUCUCAAUUUCACCAUUUGUUCCUUCCCAAAAUGGAGAAGAACAGCAGCUUCUUCCCCUUCCUCGGCGAAAGCGCCGUCUAACCAGAUCACUGGAGCUCCGCCAGCGCCAGCCGUCUCUCGGCUUUCUCUCCAAUUUCAAAUCGGUAAAUCUCUGAAAAAAAGAAAGGUAAUAUAGGAUGCAGAAUAAAAAAAAAAUUAGAAAAUAAACUCCAAAUUUAGCCAACUGGAUUUACCAAAAUGCCCUCUCACAUACUAUAAUGUUUUCCCGCCAAAAAGGGUAAAUACGUCUUUUCAUUAAACUGUCACUUUAUAUUAGUAUAGAUUUUCAACUUUCAAAAUUAAUAGUCCGUUGAUUGGAUAUGACAUGUGAUUAUAUGAAAUACUUGGUUCAUAUAUACAUCACUUUUUAUUGUUUUGAGCGAGUAAACAAACUCGACUACUCGAGGCUUAGCAAUUUGCGUUUUAUUAGUAUGAUUAAAUUAGAUAUUUGUAGCUUUCUAAUGGAAUAAAGCGUAGUAGUAUUUAUUACCAAGCACAAGUGUCAAGGAGACAACAAAAACGAAACCGUUCCUAAGAUUUUUUUAAAGUUUACAUUAUAAAAUUACUAUCUUUAGUAAAGUAGAAAAAAUCUCUCACUCCCUUUUGACAGUUUUAUGGAAUAAUUCUACUUUUAUUUUAUUCAUUUAGUUAAUAGUACUAAGAUGGAAUAAAGAAAAAUAUGAAACAAAAAUAUAAACCAGUUAUCAAUUCAUUCUACCCCCAUUCAAUUCCAGAAGGUCUAAGUAUACAACUAACCGCAAAAGCGCGGGUAUAUCUAAUCUAAUUAGUGAAAACCAAGCGUCUAGUUAGUUUUCAAUUUUUAUCAUUAAAAAUAAAUCAUCAGCCCAACUCUCUCCAGUUCACUCACCUCCUAUUUCGCGGCGGUUAUUCUAAAAUCGCGUCACCCAUCAGUCAGCAACUUGUCCUCGCGCAGCGCGAAUUGUACACAACUGUAAAACGCAAGCAUCGUCGUUGCUACCUUGAAUUAUAUGAGCUCCGCUCGUCCACUUCCACUCUAUCCUCAAAUGUAUAGAAUACAACACUCACAUUCCAUACAAACCCUCUCUCUCUAGAAAUCAAUGGAGUCGAGCUUAUCUUUGGCUCCGCAAGCAAUUUCAUUAAUCACAUGCUCUCCUGUUUUUUCGCCUCUCUCUUCUCGAGCCGUCGGACUCCUCCGCAGCGAGUUCAUCGGAAGCGGCCGCAAUCUCCGGUUGCCGCGGCCGAGAUGCAGGAAAUUAUGGCCGAAAUCCGAGUCUAGUUACGGUAAGUUUCUCUUCAGAGCGUCGCUCGACUCGCAAUCGAUUGCCGUCGUGGCCGCGGCGGUCGCAACCGUCUCUGCUGCAGCUGUUGUGUAUCUCGCUUAUAAAAGGAAACUGUUCGAUAUCAAUCAGAUGUCAGGAAGGCUAACACUAGCUCUAUCAGAGCAGAUAAAAUUUAUGACGCGCAGGAUUCUCACAGAUGCAAAGCACCUACGUUCGGGGAAGAAAGAAUCCACAAUAAAACAAUAUUCUAUGAAGGAAACUAGAGAAAAUAAUGGUGCUGAGAUCAAUUUUGGAGAAGCUAAUGUGAUUCCUGGAGGUGCUCUCGUAGUAGAGGCACCAGAAGAGUUUAAAUUAAGCAGCAUAGCUCCAGCAGUUAACGGUUGCUUAACGUCAUUGGCAUCUGAGGCUCUGGAGAUAUCACCAUCUGUGCCGUCUGUUGUUUCUGAAUAUGAUUUUCCAGCAUUUGUUGAUGAAGUUCGUGAAGUGCAACAAAAUGCACAUGAACUCUCCCAUUCAGUUGCUUACGAUUUGUCAGUUCCAAUAACACAGACGAAUUUGGGUGUUUGUGCAUCUUUAGCAGAUCAAAUGCAAGAAGAAACGGAUAAAGUUGGUGGACUAAAUCUUACAAAUGUUGGAGAAAGUGGCGGGAACAACUUGGACCACAUUUUUAGAAGCUCUCCACGUAGAGAGCUGCACACGGUUACUGGGACUUCUUUGGAGAAGUUGGAUAAUCUGGAAGAGUUGUCGUCUUGCGCUACCCUUCAAAGAUUCAGCUGCUAUUCAUCCCUUCGUAACAUGGGUGGGGGAUCAGGUCUUACUGGACGAAAUGUUGUCUUACCUAUAGAGAAGCUUGAAGAGGAAAGGCCUACGAGAUAUUACGAUCAGGUCUUUCUCUACAAGAAGGACUCAAGAAACCAGAGGAGAUCAAGGAAAACGGAAAAACAGAUUUCGCAUACAGAUGGAACCAAACACUUGCCUCCAUCUUUUGAUCCCGAGCAGAAACAUGACAACAACAAACAUAAUCCUUCGUGGCAAUUACGUGUUUACGAGCAACUCCUGAGGGAAGGCAGGUUAAAUGAAUGCAUUGAGUUGCUUGAAGAUAUGGACGGAAAUGGUUCAUUUGAUAUGGAUAAGAUUUACCACUCCAGAUUUUUCAAUGUCUGCAAACGCCAGAAGGCAGUCAAGGUGGCAUUUCGUUUUACCAGGCUCAUCCGAAAUCCAACUCUGAGCACAUUUAAUAUGCUUAUGUCUGUUUGUGCAAGCUCUCAAGAUUCAGAAGGUGCCUUUCAGAUUCUACAACUUGUUCAGGAAGCUGCAUUAAAUGCUGACUGCAAACUAUACACAACGUUAAUAUCAACUUGUGCUAAAAGUGGUAAAGUGGAUACGAUGUUCAAGGUUUUCCAUGAAAUGGUAAAUGGUGGAGUUGAACCAAAUCUUCACACAUAUGGUGCACUCAUUGAUGGUUGUGCAAAAGCAGGGCAAGUUGCUAAGGCGUUCGGGGCCUACGGAAUACUCAGAUCAAAGAAUGUAAAGCCAGACCGAGUAGUUUUCAAUGCGCUUAUCACUGCAUGUGGUCAAUCAGGAGCAGUUGACCGUGCAUUUGACGUGUUAGCUGAAAUGAGAGCAGAGUUACAACCAAUAGACCCUGAUCAUGUCACUGUGGGUGCUCUGAUGAAGGCGUGUGCUAGUGCCGGACAGACUGAUCGAGCCAGAGAGGUGUACAAUAUGAUUCAUCAGUAUGAUAUCCGUGGCACUGCUGAGCUUUACACUAUUGCUGUGAAUAACUGCAGUCAUCGUGGUGAUUGGGAGUUUGCUUGUAGUGUAUAUGACGACAUGAUCCGGAAAGGUGUCGCUCCUGAUGAGAUGUUUAUCAGCGCAUUGAUAGAUGUAGCAGGGCAUGCUGGGAAAGUGGAUGCUGCAUUUGAAAUUCUACAAGAAGCUAGGGCAAAGGGAAUGCAUGUUGGGAUCAUAUCUUAUAGCUCCUUGAUGGGAGCAUGCAGCAAAGCUAGAGACUGGCAAAAGGCACUGGAACUGUAUGGGGACAUUAAGAGGUCUACUCUGGAGCCUGGAGUGUCACUAAUGAAUGCCUUGAUAACUGCUUUGUGUGAUGCAGAUCAACUGCAAAAGGCCUUGGAAAUCUUAUCUGAGAUGAAGAGCACUGGUGUAUGCCCAAAUAUCAUAACUUACUCUGUUCUUUUAGUGGCAAGUGAAAAAAAGGAUGAUCUAGAAGCUGGCCUCAAGCUUUUUUCUCAAGCAAAACAGGAUUCUGUAGCUCUAAACCUUGUAAUGUGCCGGUGUCUCAUAGCUAUGUGCCUGCGGAGGUUCCAAGCCGAUUGCUCAGCUGGCGAGCCUGUUCUAUCUUUCACCUCUGGGCAUGUUCAGCUUAAUAGUAAAUGGACAUCCUUGGCCCUAAUGGUGUAUAGGGAAACAAUUGUAGCUGGUGUAGCACCUAGGAUGGAUGAACUUUCACUUGUUUUGGGUUGCCUUAAGUUGCCUCAUGGUAUAUCUGUGCGAAAUAGACUCAUUGAGAAUAUUGGAUAUAAUAGUGGCCCAUCAAAAGGUGCAAAUGUAUGUUCAUUGAUUAAUGGGUUUGGGGAAUAUGAUGCUCGUGCUUUUUCUUUGGUUGAGGAAGCUACUUCUCUUGGAGUUAUACCAUUAACCUCUAUGAAAGACAGCCUCAUAGUUGUUGAUUUGAGAAAUUUUCAGGUUCACACAGCUGCGGUGUACCUCUUGACAGUUCUAAAAGGUCUCAAGCAUCGUUUGGCUGCUGGUGUUAAGGCUCCCAAUUUAAGUAUUCUACUGCCAUUAGAAAAGGCACAAAUUCAAACUUCUGCAGGGCAGACGGAGAUUAAUAUGGCUGGCAGGGUAAGCCAAGAAGUCGCAGCACUAUUGAGGAGACUUGGGCUAUCUUAUCAAGGAAACGGAUCUUACGGAAAGAUCCGCAUAAAUGGCAUUACCAUAAGAAAGUGGUUUCAGCCAAAGCUUGGUUCUCCUUUCACUGAAAAAAAAAUGGAACUUAGCUCAUCCCUAACAAAUCUAGCUUCAGGCAUAAAUCGCCAAAGAAGUAAAAUCAGAACCGUUCACUUGUCGCUGGAAUAAGGUCCACAGCUUUGAUGCAGUUCAUGUGUGCAGGGUUAACACUCUUGAUGUGGUGGAAGUUUUUUCUAGAAAGAUCAGCACAACUUUAGUUCAAAAAGAGUGAGAAUUGUAAGGGAAAUGGAGAUUUUUCCAAAAUUGUCUCCAUGUGCUAGCUGAGAAACCUUGCAUUUUUCUACCUGUAGUAGCUGCCCUAGACUGUAGAUUACGCAGAUGGUUUUGUGCUGGUCAGAGUGAUGCAGCUUUGCUAUUGGUUUCUAUAUUCUGGGGGAAUUUUGUAACAUAAAUUUGAAUUGUAUAGCAGCAAUAAUGUGAGGAUGAAUCUAGAGUCAGUAGACUACUAUCUACUGUAUAUAAGGGCUCUUUAAGUCCUUGAUUUACAAUGUAGACCUUACUCGUUUUGUAUGAUAUAUAUAUCUGCUGUAUUUCUACCA
Messenger RNA from Salvia splendens (bonfire salvia), 5026 nucleotides. RefSeq names its product pentatricopeptide repeat-containing protein MRL1, chloroplastic. Gene Ontology annotation, molecular function: protein binding. Lineage: Eukaryota; Viridiplantae; Streptophyta; Magnoliopsida; Lamiales; Lamiaceae. The transcript is spliced from 19 exons. The coding region runs from base 1314 to 4595 and encodes 1093 amino acids. The record is from RefSeq and is a predicted model, not a curated record.